AUGGAGAGAAAAACCUCGUUGCCCUUGGCACCGCCGUUUAUGGUCUCUGCGCCAGGAAAAGUCAUUCUCUUUGGCGAACAUGCUGCUGUCUAUGGCAAGCCUACCAUUGCUGCGGCCAUCUCGCUCAGAUCAUACCUCCUGGUCACGACGCUGUCCAAGUCUCAACGCAUUGUUACGCUGAAUUUUAGCGAUAUUGGCUUAAAUCACACUUGGGAAAUAGACACCCUGCCAUGGGUUACAUUUCAGUCAAGGAAUACGUCCUUUUAUACGAUUGUCGAGUCCCUUGAUCCGGAAUUGCUCAAUGCCGUUCAACCGCAUGCUGAGCUGGUGUCCAAACACCUUCCAGAGAAGCAGCGGAAAAUGCAUACGAGGUCCGCCACCGCUUUUCUCUACCUCUAUCUCUCGUUAGGGUCGCCCCUCACUGCUGGAUUCAUCUACACUCUUCGAUCGACAAUCCCAAUUGGCGCAGGGUUAGGGAGCAGCGCGAGCGUUUGUGUCUGUCUAAGUGCUGCCUUGCUUAUUCAAAAUCGAACACUGGCUGGACCACAUCCCGACCAGCCCCCUGAGGAGGCAAAGGUUCAACUUGACCGUAUCAAUCGAUGGGCCUAUGUAGCCGAGAUGUGCAUACAUGGUGACCCUAGCGGAGUGGAUAAUGCGGUCUCUACUGGCGGCAAGGCUGUCGUCUUCCAAAGAAGUUCUGGGCCAUCAGUUGUGACUCCAAUCGCCAAUUUCCCCAAAUUGAGGCUCCUGCUCAUCGAUACGCAGCAGUCUCGGUCAACGGCAAUGCAGGUAGCCAAGGUCAAAGCUUUGAAACAAAGACAUCCUCUUAUGACGGAGCAUAUCCUGGAUGGAAUUGGCCGACUGACAACCUCGGCGCUGGAGCUUAUCUCGUCCGCUGAUUUUAAAGGUAAUGCCGUUUCUCCCCACGACGUGCCCAGUGCUCUCGAAUGUUUGGGAGAUCUAAUCAGCAUGAACCACGGCUUCCUGGUUUCGCUGGGGGUAUCGCAUCCUCGACUAGAGCGUAUCCGCGAGCUGGUGGACUAUGCGGAUAUUGGCUGGACGAAACUUACGGGUGCGGGAGGUGGUGGAUGUGCUAUUACCAUCUUUCGACCAGGGGUUGAAGCUGAAGUAAUUGAUGAAUUAGGGGACAAGUUAGCCGACGAGGGGUUUAAGAAAUAUGAGACCAUCUUGGGUGCUGACGGCGUUGCAGUGCUCUCGCCUGCCGUAUUUCGAAACAGCACCGUGGGAGCGUGUGAAGAGAUUAAUCAGGACAAAUUUGAAAAGGCUGUUGGAGCUGAAGGCAUUGAAAGACUGGUCGGCGUUGGCGUCCGUGAGGACCGAGAAGGGUGGAAGUUUUGGACCAGAGCGAGUGCUUGA
Messenger RNA from Pochonia chlamydosporia 170, 1377 nucleotides. Its product is annotated as mevalonate kinase. Gene Ontology annotation, cellular component: cytoplasm. Lineage: Eukaryota; Fungi; Ascomycota; Sordariomycetes; Hypocreales; Clavicipitaceae. The transcript has a single exon. Gene Ontology annotation, molecular function: mevalonate kinase activity; ATP binding. Bases 1 to 1377 code for a protein of 458 amino acids. The record is from RefSeq and is a predicted model, not a curated record. Gene Ontology annotation, biological process: isoprenoid biosynthetic process; ergosterol biosynthetic process.